Nelumbo nucifera (sacred lotus) is the source of this 2997-nucleotide messenger RNA. Its product is annotated as protein tesmin/TSO1-like CXC 2. The record is from RefSeq and is a predicted model, not a curated record. Lineage: Eukaryota; Viridiplantae; Streptophyta; Magnoliopsida; Proteales; Nelumbonaceae. Gene Ontology annotation, molecular function: DNA-binding transcription factor activity.
UAGGGUCGGCCGGUCGGGUUAUCGCCACGAGAAAAUCUUCUCUUCCCGCCUUAUGCUCCUCCUUGAAUCUCCACAGUUUGGUCGAGAGAGAGAGAGGAGAGAGAGAGAGAGAGAGCUAUGUGGAAGAGCGCUGUGAGCUCUUCGAGCUUCCCUCUCCAUGGAUACGCCCGAUAGGAACCAGAUCAGCACCCCAAUUUCCAAAUUCGAGGAUUCUCCCGUCUUUAACUAUAUCAACAGCCUUUCUCCCAUCAAACCAGUUAAAUCUGUACACAUUACUCAAGCAUUCCACUCCCUUAAUUUUGCAUCUAUUCCAUCUAUUUUUACUUCGCCACAUGUCAGUUCAAACAAGGAAUCAAGAUUUUCAAGAAGGUAUCACUUCGCAGAUCCAUCAAAGUCUGGGCUUUCGGACAACAAAAAUGAAGGCAAUACAAGUGCAGGUGUAUCGGAGGUUGUUCAACCAUCUGAGUGCUCUGCUGAUCAGCAGGGAUGCUUUGCUCCAGAGCACUCUAUUAGGGAGGUCAAUGUUGAGCCACCUACUGAGAACUUGAAUUUAGCUAUUGAGCUUCCGAGGACCUUGAGGUAUGAUUGUGGUAGCCCUGAUGGUGACCUGAUGCCUGGCAAUGAUACUAAAACCAACCCUGUGCCAGAAAUGGCUGUUACACCGGUGUCACUGGUUCAAUUUGUCCAAGAGGUCUCGGAAGAAAGAUGCCAGUCAUUUGAAACUGAAGCAGAGUUACAGGAGAUGCAUCAGGCUGAGCAAAAUAAAGAAGAAGGGGCAGGAUGUGAUUGGGAAAACUUAAUUUCUGAUACUGCUGAUCUGUUAAUUUUUUAUUCUUCCACUGAUAUGGAGGUUUCCAAGGGGCAUGAUCAGAACUUAGUGGAUCCUGAGACUACUUCCUUCACUUCUCUUAUGUCAAAGCUUCCUCAAGAAAAUACCAAUGAUUUACAUAAAACACAACCUGUUGGUCCUUUUGGUUCCCGUGAACAACACAAAAUGGAGGAUCCUACAGCUCAACCAAGAGAAUUAGAGCAGAAGGAAACAGAUCAAACAAAAAACAUCCUUUCAGCUACUUUUUUAAAUAAGCAAGUAGUUAGCGACCCGAUUGAGAAAAUGGAUGACAAAGCAGGAAGCAGCAUCUCAUUCAGUUGCAAGCCUCACCCUGCCAACCAGCGUGGCAUGCGGAGGCGUUGUCUAGUUUUUGAGAUUUCUGGAGCUCACAAAAAGAAAUUGGCCAAUGAUUCUAAUAGCAGUUCUUCAGUCUCACCUCAAUCGGAUGGAAAAAAUGCAUCUGAUGAAAAGCAACUGGUUCCUGUUAAGCCUGGAAGUAGAUCUUCACCAUGUAUCCUUCCUGGUAUUGGUUUGCACUUGAAUGCUUUGGCAACUACCUCAAAAGACUGUAGAAUUGUCAAGCAUGAAUCUCUGCCGUCUGGACGACAACUCAUAAGCAUGCCAAGUUCAAUUGCUUCUUUUCAUUCUUUGACAUCUGGUUCAAAUUCUCUAAAAUCUAUGACUCUGAAUUCUUUGGAGAAAGACACAGGUCUAGCUGAUAAUGAAGCACAGGCUAUGCAAGAUGCUUCUCAGGUGUCUGCUUUUGGAGUUAAUGAAGAGUUUAAUCAGACUAGCCCCAAAAAAAAGAGACGUAGAUUAGAACAUGUGGGAGAAAAUGAUGCUUGCAAGCGUUGCAACUGUAAGAAAUCGAAAUGCUUGAAGCUUUAUUGUGAGUGCUUUGCUGCUGGUGUCUACUGCAUAGAGCCUUGUUCAUGUCAAGAAUGCUUUAACAAACCUAUUCAUGAGGAUACUGUUCUGGCAACUCGCAAACAGAUUGAAUCUCGAAAUCCCCUAGCAUUUGCUCCUAAAGUGAUUAGGAGCUCCGAGUCUAUUCCAGAAACUGGGGAAGAUUUAAACAAAACUCCAGCUUCUGCCCGACAUAAAAGAGGAUGCAACUGCAAGAAGUCAAGUUGUUUAAAGAAAUAUUGCGAAUGCUAUCAGGGUGGCGUUGGAUGCUCAAUUAACUGCAGAUGUGAUGGAUGUAAAAAUGCCUUUGGAAGGAAGGAUGGAUUUGCUUCAAUGGGAAUGGAAGAAGCUGAACCAGAGGAGGAAGAAAAAGAAACUUGUGAAAAGAAUGGAGUGGAUAUAGGCGUCCAUAAUAAUGAGAUUCUGAAGAACGAGGAGCAAUAUUCAGAUUCUGUGUUGCCUAUAACUCCAUCCUUCCAGAUGUGCAGACCAUCUGAGCAACUGCCAUUUGCCUCUAGUGGAAAGCCACCAAGAUCUUCUGUAUGUUCUAUUGGGUCAUCUCCUCAGCUGCAUACUAGCCAAAGACUUGGCAAGCCGGAUUUGCUACACCCCCAACCCAAAUUUGAAAGGCAUUUCCAGGUGAUUCCUGAAGAUGACACUCCUGAGAUUCUCAAAGGCGAUUGCUCACCCAUCAGUGGUGUGAAGAUGUCUUCUCCCAACUGCAAGAGGGUCUCACCUCCUCACCUUGGGUUGUCCCCUAAUCGAAGGAGUGGACGGAAGUUGAUACUGCAAUCUAUUCCUUCAUUCCCAUCUCUCACUCCUCACCAUGAAAGCAACAACUUUCCAUUGAAGUUCAGCUGAGGUGCUUCCUUUUAUGGUGUUGGAGAUGAUGAUGAAUAACUUGAAGGGUUGAAGGCGGGAAUUCCCUCAUGAGUCUUUCAGAAGAAAGUGAGUUUUUCGUUUACUUGGGGAAUAAUGGACAGGAGCCUUUAUUUAUGGUUAAGUCUCGGCUGGCAAGCCCACAAAUAGCUCGGGCCAACAUUGAGUAAUGAGCCUUGCCUGACAGAACCAGGUUAACAUAUGGGAUCAACACCUCAAGAAAAAAUAUUCAGCCAGAURUAUGUUUUCUGAGGCUUUUUUUUUGGGAAAAUUCCUGAUAGGUAUAUGUAUUUUAGGCCGUGUGCCAAUUUAGUAUCUGAACUUUAAAAUGUAACAAUCUACUUCAUUUUAUGACAAUCUAGUACCUACUGUUAGUUAUUUAA